AUGUCGAAUAUGACAUGUUAUAUACAUUUAAAAUGUAAUCGAGGAUCAACACAUACGUGUCUUGAUUGGCGUGAAAUUUGUGAUAGAAAAGUCGAUUGUAUAGGAAACGAUAUCGAUGAAAUGGGUUGUUUUGAACUUGAACUUAAUGAAUGCGAAGAAAACGAGUUUCGUUGUCAUAAUGGAAUAUGCAUACCAGAAGAAUUCAUGGAUGAAGGUCCAUACUAUCCUGAUUGUUUGGAUGGAACCGAUGAAGACAAUCACAUGAUUUUACAUUAUUUGCGACCUAUUUCUUCGUUUGUUUGUUCAGAGGAACCGGCGUUUUGGUGCGAAGAAACAGACUAUGCUAAACUCCCUCGUUUUUUUGUAUGUGGUGAUGGAGAACGUAGUGAUAAAGAAAUAUUUUAUAUUUCUACUCACAAUCUGUUGGCUAUACGGUCGUGUACUAAUUGGAGAGAUUUACGUAUUAAGGAAUCUCUAUUUGCAUAUGUUGAAGAUUCAGCAUUGUCAUAUGAAUGCUGGUUUUUUCUCCAAUGUUCUGCAGGUUACCAUGAUGAAUUAGAUUGUAGUAUAUUAUGUGAUUACAAUGACGAGCAUGCUUGUUAUAUUAAUAUUACAAACAUAUGUGGAACAAGUUUUGUUAUUUUCCCCCAACGACCUAUUCUUCAAGGACAUGUUUUAUUCGUCUAUUUAACAAACAAAACGAUCUAUUAUAUUGUAAACAGACCAUCAAUGUUUCCUGAUUAUGUUUGCUAUGAUAUAAGAAAAUGUCCUUUUCUUCCAUCUAUUUCAAUUUUAAAUAUAAAUGGUACAACUUGUCGAACAACAGAAGAACUAGAUCUUCAUCAAUUUAUUGAUAUUAUUAAUCUUUUUCAAGGUUGUUUGAUUGUCAUUGAAAACGAACUAAAAAUUAAUUAUUCACAAUCGUCAUCAUUGUUUCAAUGUCCAGGCACAACGAAAUACAUUUCGAAACAUCGAGUUCUCGAUGGUGUUCAUGAUUGUUAUAAAGGUGCUGACGAAAAACAUAUCGAUACAUGCCAAUGGAAACAUAAACAUCGUUUUAAAUGUUCGUCCGAAAAUAAAUGUAUAUCAGACGUUCAACUUCGAAAUUCUAUACAAGAUUGUCUUGGAGGUGAAGAUGAAAUUUCAAAUAUUUCUAAACAAAUAGUAUAUCAAAAAUUAUGUAACGGAUUCGUACAUAUGUCAUCUGUUCUUAUCGAUGGCAUGAAUGAAACAGAUGAAACACAUUGUGAUAAUUGGCCAUGUAAUAAUUUAUAUACUCGAUGUGAUGGAGCUUGGAAUUGUUUAAAUGGAGCUGAUGAAUUAAAUUGUGUAUUAACAAAUUGUCCUCGAGAUACUCAUGAAUGUAUCUCACCGAUAACAAAAAAAAUCAUUUGUCUACCUGUUCAUCAAGCUGGAAAUGGAAUUGUCGAUUGUCUCGGAUCUACAGAUGAAAGAACAUUUUGUCGAUUAACAUAUCCAAAGAAUUAUAAAUUGAGGUAUAAGUGUUGGAAUGAAACAAUAUGCAUUCCUAAUAACUACUUUUGCGGGAACGAUUUAUGUUUCUUCGAUGAAUUACAUAACUGUUCAAAAGAUAUUAGAGAUGUUAUCAAUCGUUUAUAUGAAGAUAAAAAACUUGAAAUUCCUGAUUAUGAACAUUUUAUGCUUGAACCUCCAAAGACGAUCGUGUCCUCAUUAAUCAUGGAGAGAAAUUUUCUCUUGAAUCCAACUCAUUCAAUAUUUGAUUUGGAAACAUCUUUUGAGCAAUCGAAUUCAUUAAUCAAGUUGACUACGAAUCAAGAAAAUGCGAUAUUAAACAAACAAUUUCGUAAUGUUCGAACUGAUACAUGUAAUCGUGGGAUUGGAAUUUAUGUUGGAAUUUCAACGACAAUAGAGUGUCUUUGUCCUCCAAGUUAUUAUGGAGAUCGAUGCCAAUUUCAAAGUCAACAUGUUAGUUUAAUACUUCAGUUUUCUUCGAUGUGUGAAACGAAUUGCCAAGGAGUAUUUGGUAUUGUGAUUACUCUGAUCGAUCAAGAUAAUAUUAUUCAUGAUUAUGAACAAAUAACAUAUACGACUAUAUAUAAAUGUGAAAAUAAAUAUUUUAAUUAUCUUCUAUAUAAAUCACGACCAAAAGAUAUGACAAAAACUUAUAAUAUAAGAAUCGAUGCUUACAACAAAAUAAAUAUGUCUUAUUAUGCUAGUUGGAUUUUGCCAGUCAAAUUUCUUUUUCUUCCUGUGAAUAGAAUAUCUGCUCAUCUAAUAAUUCCUGUUGAUGCAGUUUCUUCUGUCAAUAAUUGUUCAAUAUUUUGUGGUCAUGGCCAAUGUUUAACAUAUGUUAAUAAUCGAAAUCAAUAUUUUUGUUAUUGUGAUUCAGGUUGGUCUGGUAUUAAUUGUACAAUAUCACACAAAUGUGAUUGUUCAUUAGAUUCGAUAUGUCUUGGUCAUACGAAUAAUCAAUCCAUCUGUCUCUGUUCACUUAGAAAAUAUGGACGACGUUGUCGAUUUCCAUCUAUUUGUCAAGAGGAAAUUUGUAAAAAUAAUGGCCUAUGUAUUCCUGAUGAUCAACGUAUAUCACCAAAUACUUUUUUAUGUUUAUGUCCAUCUGAAUUUACAGGUACAACUUGUGAACUAUUCGAAUCAACAAUACAUAUAUCAUUUCAUCAUAUUGAAAUUCCUCGUUCUAUUCUUGUUCAUUUCAUUACAAUACAAAUUAAAGCUGAUCCAAUGCGUACAACAAUAUCUAGAAAAAUUCCGUAUGAUCAAAAUAUGGCAAUAGUUCACAUAUCGAUACCAUUUCAUAUAAUUAUUGUUCAAAUUUCUAAUGAAUAUUUUCUUGGAUAUGUUAAAGCAAAUUAUAAUUCUUCAUUAAUAACUAAAAUUCAAAUAAAUCCAGAACAACGAUGUCCACAUGUUCAAGAAUUAUUUCAUAAUGAUACAAUAUUAUCAUAUCCAUUAUUACGUCGUGUUAAAUAUUAUCAUCUACUUUGUAAAAAUCGACCUCAAUUAAAAUGGUUUCAUGAUAAUGAACAAUUUAUAUGUUUGUGCAAUGAAGAACAGUAUGCAAAUUGUUUUCCAUUUGACUUCAAACCAAUAUACACUUGUAAAGGAUUUGGAGAUUGUCAAAAUGAUGGUCAAUGUUUUGCAGAUCGUCCAAAUUGUCCACAUUCAAUAUUUUGUGUUUGUAAGGACUGUUUCUAUGGAAGUAAAUGUCAAUUUACUACAAAAGGUUUUGGACUUUCACUUGAUGCCAUUCUUGGUUAUCAAAUUCAACCAAAACUAUCAAUUAAUCGUCAACCAAUUAUUGUAAAAAUUAGUAUUGCUUUAACUACGAUCAUGUUAGUCAUUGGUCUUAUCAAUAGUUCUAUUUCAAUAAUGACUUUUCAAAGAAAACAAUUAAAUGAAUCAGGCUGUAGAUAUUAUCUUUUAACUGCAUCAAUUGUUUCAUUAUGCGUAUCAAUUUUAUUCUCAAUUAAAUUUUUGAUGUUAAUUCUUUCACAAAUCGAUUUUAUAAAAAACAAAACUGUUCUACAAAUAUCUUGUAUUUCAAUUGAUUUUUUUCUUCGAUUGUAUUCAAUAAUUGUCGAUUGGCUUAAUGCAAGUGUUGCCAUUGAUAGAGCAUUUACAGUAACAAUGAGCAUAAAAUUUAAUAAGACCAAAAGUAAACGAGUUGCUCGUUGGGUUAUUAUUGGUAUUUUUUUAGUUAAUAUCAUUAGUAUUCUACAUGAUCCAAUGAAUCGUAAACUUAUUUAUGAUCAAGCAGAACAAAGAAGAUGGUGUUUAGUUCAAUAUUCAUCUUCGUUUGAAAGAUAUAAUUCAGCAAUAAAUAUAAUUCAUUUUUCAAUUCCAUUUUUGAUAAAUAUUCUUACAUCGAUACUUAUUAUUGUUGUUGCUGCUCGAACAAGUUUUAAAGCUCGAAAACAAGAAACUUAUCGAGAUCAUCUAAAAAAACAACUUCGUUUACACAAACAUUUACUUAUCAGUUCAACCAUUUUAGUUUUACUUGCUACACCUCGUUUAAUAAUUUCAUUCACAUCUGGUUGUAUGAAAUCGGCUCGAAAUCCAUCAUUUUAUCUUGCUGGUUACUUUAUUUCAUUUAUUCCACCGUCUCUUACAUUCAUUGUAUUCGUUAUACCUUCAAGUGUGUACAAAAAAGAAUUUUAUAUGACAAUAAAAAUUAUUCGAAUUGAAAAUAAAUUAAAUUUUUUUGAUAUUAUAAUUUAA
Molecule: messenger RNA, 4218 nt
Organism: Rotaria sp. Silwood1
Lineage: Eukaryota; Metazoa; Rotifera; Eurotatoria; Philodinida; Philodinidae
Source: the annotation of a GenBank genome assembly